Molecule: messenger RNA, 219 nt
Organism: Plasmodium fragile
Lineage: Eukaryota; Apicomplexa; Aconoidasida; Haemosporida; Plasmodiidae
Exons: 3
Coding region: 1-219 (72 amino acids)
Biological process (GO): mannose metabolic process; GDP-mannose biosynthetic process; protein N-linked glycosylation
Cellular component (GO): cytosol
Molecular function (GO): phosphomannomutase activity
Source: RefSeq, a predicted model, not a curated record
AUGACUUUCCAUAAGAAGCGUUUUUUUUUGUUUGACGUGGAUGGGACCCUGACCCACGCAAGGGCGCCGAUUGAAGAGCGCUUGGUGCACGUUCUACGCAAGCUCCACUCCAAGGGGGACGUUGCCCUGGGGGUGGUAGGAGGGUCAGACUACCGGAAGAUCAUCGAGCAAAUAAAAUGGGACGCCUUUAAAAAGAGGGGAAAGCCAGAAGGCAGCUAA